UAUAAAAUAUAGUUAUACACAGUUAUGCUAGUUUUCAUCGAUUUACUAAUGGUGGUUCUCAAAAUGAAAAGUACCUACUAUAAACCCCUGGCAUAUUUGAUUUGUUUAUUGAUCUGCUAAGGGGACGGAUUUCCACUGAGUGAGACGAUGACGCUGAACAUUAUAACACGGAAUGGAUGGUGUUCCAAAAAACCGCCAUUAUGGAAGCCCGAUCUUCGACCCCCCGUGUCCAACAUAUAUUGCUGCUACACUGGGACCGCCACUUGUUGGGACCGUCGCAGCUGCAUUGCCCAGAUGAGGAGAUUACAGAAGUUCCACAUCUACAAGAAGAGUAUGCACGACAUCCGUUACAAUUUCCUCAUAGGUGGUGAUGGUAACAUGUAUGAAGGCAGAGGAUGGCUUUACGCUGCGAAAAUAGAAAACAUCAUGACUUUGAACUACAAAAGCAUCAUUAUUGCGAUGAUAGGAGCCUUCAAAGACAGACAACCACCCGAUGCCAUGUUUGAAAUGCUCGACUCUUUCAUCAAUAACGGCAUCAAAAAUGGAUACAUCAAGGAAAACUACGAACAGCAUUUUCCACGGUGAUAAUAAUGUGGAGUGCUUAUUGUGUUA
This is a messenger RNA of Macrosteles quadrilineatus (aster leafhopper), 612 nucleotides long. Its product is annotated as peptidoglycan-recognition protein LF-like. The transcript is spliced from 4 exons. Gene Ontology annotation, biological process: peptidoglycan catabolic process. The coding region runs from base 148 to 585 and encodes 145 amino acids. The record is from RefSeq and is a predicted model, not a curated record. NCBI's taxonomy places the organism in Eukaryota, Metazoa, Arthropoda, Insecta, Hemiptera, Cicadellidae. Gene Ontology annotation, molecular function: N-acetylmuramoyl-L-alanine amidase activity; zinc ion binding.